GAAGUUUCAGUUUGAUCAACAAAACCCCACGUUAUAGGAAAAGACGUGUGGUACAUUUAAAUUAGUAUUUCCCCCCCACAAUUGUCUCGAGGCUCGAAUUUCCGAAGACCCUUGUCUAGUUAAUGGGAUUAUCAAACUUCGGAAACACUUGAACUCAGUCGUUGGACUGAGUUGCCCUAUAACAAGGAAACGCAGCAGCUGAACCCAUAAUCGAAACUGUAACGUCAGGCAGGUGAACAGGUAGUCAUGGUGCGUACAGCCCUCGGUCACUGCUCAAGAUAUUUUCCCAGGUCCUGAGGAUCAGGACUGAAAAACUCGUGAGGGUCUCCUGUCACCACCAUUAACCAUAUCGAUCAUGGCUGUCUCUGGGACUGCGUCUGUAACAGUUGAAGAGAGAGAGAGAUGGAUGAGGGAUGAACCACUGAUAGAGGACGAGUUUACCUGUGCAGGUGCUCUCCAGGGGUCACUCGUCGCCCUACAGCCCCUGAUAAAGCGUGUUUUUGGAGUGGCAUUGGUAAUUGAGGCAGAAGGUGAUAUGACUAUAGUUCGGAGUGGACAGAUAUGGCUUCGUCUUCAGGGAAGAAGGGAGGAGGUGGAUGCUGCGAAGCUUUUUGUCAAAGGUGUUGUGAAUCAAGAAGCACAGAGGGCAGUACAGUAUCCUGAGGUCCUUGAUUGUACUUUCUGUGGUGCCAGAGGGCUUUUCAUGGACUGCCUGAUCAGAAACACCUCUGCACAUGUAGUGGUGGUCUCUUCGGGUUCCCUGCACAUUUCUGGCCUAGAACUGCCAGUGAUCAGGGCCUACUCCCUCAUUUUGGACUUGUUGGAGAAGUACAAUGCUAGCCAGGGGCGACGGACAGAUGCUACCCUAAGUGGCUCAGGCGAAACUCUGGAGUCACGUCGUGCGUUCAAGGCCCUGGUGGAGAGGUGGGAGGACCGCCACACUCUGGACUUGCUGGUUCUCCCAGCGCCUGUUAAGGAGGUUCUCCUGGAUCUUGUGAAACAAGCCGGACUAGACACCGACAGAGGAGCUGGUCCCAAAAACAACGAUGACGCAUGUCUUCAGCAGGCCCAGAGUAACAUGGAGAGACUGCUGCUCGGAGAGCAUAAUGCCAUGGACAUUCCAGAACAUUCCUUGAAACCCAUCAUUGCCUUCCCAGACAUUCCAUCGCACUCACAACUCCAGCAUUACAUUCCCCCCCCAGGGCCAGUAGGAAUAAGUGUCAACGGAGACAGGACCAGCGGAGACACUGUCAACAGCGAGGAAUCAACAACGUUUUUUCGUCCUGUCCCACAAGACAUGGACCAGAAGUUUUGUGCGGGUACAGAUGUUGGGGAACAAGCGAGCGAAGAACUGGAACAGAGUGGCAGUUCCCCACAGGAAGUCGAGGAAGAGAAUGUCGAAGAGACAACGCCAGAGGAUAUUCUCCUGUCUGUGGGAAGCAGAAAAGAGUUUGAACACCUCCUGAAGUUCUUCACAGCCAUGGGCUUCACUGAGGACGUGGUCCGAAGGGUUCUGACCCGGACCGGGCCCAGGGAGGCCUCCCAGAUCCUGGACCUGGUGCAGCAGGAACAGGCCAAAGAUGGAGGCCAGCAGGUGAGUUCCAGUCAAAGGCAAGCCCAGGACAGAGGAACCUUUGGUGCGGUACCUCCAGGGUCGAGUGGGAGUAGAACUGAAGAUCCAGACACUUUUAUGAAAGAAGUGGCUUGGACAGGUGAGGAGACCAUGAAUGAGGACUUUCUCCUGGAAGUGAUGAAGAUGGCUGCAGCCAGCUGUGGAUACACUGAGACGGAAGUGUCAGAGAUCUAUAGCAACCUGCCUGAGCUUAAACCGCACGAGCUGCUCUUGGAGCUACAGAAAAAGGACCCUAGACAGAAAGAGACUGUGAGAGGUGCCGGCAGAGAGAGAUCAGGGGACAAAGAGGACUGGGGGUGGAGAGAAAAUGCUAUCUCUGAUAAAAAGAGAGAAUCAGAGGUCACCCAAGUAGAUGAAGAAACGAAAGAGUCGAGUGAAGGGAGGAGACCUUUUGAGAAGGUUGAGAAGGGUGGGGGGAGUUCAGCUGGAAAAAAGAAGAGACAGAAAAAUGACAAGAAGGGAGGAAACAGAUCGGACCAAGCCAGGUUUGGAUUGGGGACGGAUCCACAUCCCGUCGACUCAUCUACAACUACGCAAAGACAGAACCACCAAACUCAGCCUCCUGACGAGCGUCCGCUGACAAAUCAAAUCGGUUCCGUUCAGGUUCGAGGACCGCCACUGGCCACCUAUCCCUCGGAUCUGCACCCUACACUCCCAAACCUUGAGCCCCCCGAAACUAAGCUUUAUCAGAAACUGGGACCAACACAGGGUCCCCCACCCACGGCAGCAGGGGCUGUAACAGGGGUGCAGCGCUUUCUUGAAGGCUUACAGAUGCCUUUUGAGCUGAAGCUGACCGAUGACCCUGGUGAUACGAGGUUGCGGCAAGUGAUCAUCGAUGGGAGCAAUGUGGCAAUGAGCCAUGGUCUUGGGCAGUUUUUCUCAUGCCGUGGAAUCGCUCUGGCUGUGCAGUACUUCUGGAACCGGGGGCAUCGCAAAAUCACUGUUUUUAUCCCUCAGUGGAGGAUGAAAAGAGAUCCAAAGAUCAAAGAACAGCACUUUUUGACUCAACUGCAGGAUCUGGGCCUGCUGUCCUUAACCCCAUCCAGAGAGGUCAUGGGAAAAAGGAUCAACUCCUAUGAUGACAGAUUCAUGCUUCAGAUGGCCCAGAAAACAGAUGGAGUGAUCGUAACAAAUGACAACCUCAGGGAUCUAUAUGACGAAUCUCAACUUUUCAGAGACAUCAUCAAGAAAAGGCUGCUGCAGUACCUGUUUGCAGGGGAUCUGUUUAUGGUUCCUGAUGAUCCACUGGGCAGAAACGGACCGCACCUUAAUGACUUUCUGUGUACCCAGAACAGUCUCCCGGUUGUGCGUAGUCACACUUUUGCAGGUGUAGCCUCCUUCGUCCCUCCCGUACCGCCCCAAUCACAAACAGAGGUGCUUCGGUUCCGGGACUGGACACCGGGGGGAGACAGAGGGCGCAGACGAGGUCCACCCAGAUCAGGGCCUGCCGAGAGAAGCAUGGAGGAAACUCUCGGAUUGAAGGAGAAACUGAUCCAGAUAUUCCCUGAUCAAGACAGAGAGAUAACUCUGGUCCUCCAGUGCAACCCUACUGUCACAGACAUCAACUCGCUCUCCGACUUAAUUCUGGAACAACAGAGAGAUAACGCUGAGGGGUAGAGAGAGAGAGACAGAAA
Molecule: messenger RNA, 3267 nt
Organism: Chanos chanos (milkfish)
Lineage: Eukaryota; Metazoa; Chordata; Actinopteri; Gonorynchiformes; Chanidae
Gene: khnyn
Product: KH and NYN domain containing
Exons: 10
Coding region: 356-3250 (964 amino acids)
Cellular component (GO): cytoplasmic ribonucleoprotein granule; nucleus
Molecular function (GO): RNA endonuclease activity; mRNA binding
Source: RefSeq, a predicted model, not a curated record